UCAUUUCCAAUCAAAUCAAAUCAAUACAUCAUUAAAAAACACAACCUUGAAAAAGAAGAAAUGCUGAUGAGAAAAUGGACUUUCCAUUGAAGAACAAAAUCUGUGGUGUAUGUGGUGAUAAAGCUUUAGGUUAUAAUUUCAAUGCAUUAACAUGUGAAUCGUGUAAAGCAUUUUUUCGUCGUAAUGCACUUCGUAACAAGAAUUUUCGUUGUUCAACCGGAGGCAAUUGUAAAAUGACAGCCCGUACAAGAAAAAAUUGUCGCCAAUGUCGAUUGAAAAAAUGUUUCGAAAUUGGAAUGCGAAAAGAUUGGAUUCUCACCGAACAUUAUAAAAAGUUGAAUAUACAUCGAAAACAUCGUCGACGUCAUGAUAUACGGCCCAAUAGUUCGGAACAACAACAACCAAAAACCUCAACUUCCGAUGAUGGUGGCAGUGAUGAUGAUGAACAAUCAUCGCCGACAAAUAUAAUCAUCAUACCGUUAUUAAUGGAUAAUAAUAAUGACUCAUCGAUGGACUGUUUGGUCCAAAAUGAUGAUUUGAUCAAAUUUAUUAAUAAAAAAUGUGAAACGAAAAACCAUUCAACAAUGGGAAGCAGUAAUAUUAUUACUGAUAAUGGCCACGAAUGGCCGACAAACCAAUGUUAUAAUGAUCAUGAUGUUGUUGGCAAUAUGUCAAUGAUCAAUGAUAACAAGAAAGAUAUUUUUGGCACGAAAAAUUGCAAUUUAAAUGAAAUAAAAUAUGAAUCAAAAAAUGAGAAAAAUGUCAAACAAGUCAUUGGGAUCGUUACAAAUGAUAACAACAACAGUAGCCAUUCUAAUUCAAACGACGUUCUGAACGACAACAACAAACAAUAUUGUGAUGGCAAAAAAUACUUUUUGAUGAAUGAUGACCAAUUCGAAUGUUUUGAAAAUUCAAAUUGUUUACGCAACAAGAAUAGUACAACAACAACAACAACAGCAGCAUAUAGUAUAAAUAACGACGACGACGACGACAAUAAUUCAAAUGGUCACGAAAUGUUUGACAAUUUAGAAAAAGCUGCACCGAUAAUAGAAUUAUCAAGUUGCAGUAAUUAUAUUUGGCACAUUUCCGAUUUUGCUUAUCGUCAUGCUAUUCGAUUGGAACACACAUUGAAUCCAUUGGAUCACCAAACAUCAUCAGUCACAAACAUUAACCCUGAUGAUGAACAAGAGCGACAAAAACAACUGUUUGAAUUGAAUCCAUUGGAACAAGAAAAAUUGGACGAAGUUAAUCAUUAUCUGCGAACAUUAUAUGAUUUAGGUGAUAAUCCUGAAAAUAAAAAAAUCAUACGUCAUGUACAGGAUGGACUUAAAUAUCUGGAAAUGAGUAUGAAAAAUUUAAUUAUAACAGUGAAGAAUAUACCACCAUUCAAAAGAAUGUGUCAAGAAGAUCAGAUACAAUUGUUGAAAGCCAGUGCCAUUGAUAUUAAAUGGAUUAUUAAUUUGAGAUUUUUCGACGAAUCACGUAAAUCAUGUUUGCUGCCUAAUCCAGACGCAGAAGACCGCCAUUCAUUCAUUGUAUUCGACGAUGAUUAUCUGCAACAAACCUAUGGGGAAGAAAUGAUUGCUCGUUUACGAAAUUUAUUCAUUUCAUUUCGAUAUGAUUGGCGUAAUGAUGAUUCAAUUCUUAAUCUGUUAUCAAUGAUGAUCCUGUUCUAUCCGGAAAGAUCAAAUCUAAUUCAUCGUGAUUAUAUCGCCGUACAAUUUCAAACAUACAGUCAUCUAUUACGAAAAUAUUUACAAGUCAAAUAUUCAUCCAUUUGCGAAGGACGUUCAAUCUAUCUUAAAUUAUUAACAGGUAUCCAGGAGAUACGAUAUCUGAAUGAACAAUUUUUGGAUUUAAUGUUGAAAAUUGAUAUGAAAUUAAUUGGUCCAUUAACACUUGAGUUAUAUGAUUUAAAUUUAAGCAAAAAAAAUAAAUUGAAUCAUUGAGAAAUGAA
Messenger RNA from Dermatophagoides farinae (American house dust mite), 1957 nucleotides. RefSeq lists its product as uncharacterized. The record is from RefSeq and is a predicted model, not a curated record. Lineage: Eukaryota; Metazoa; Arthropoda; Arachnida; Sarcoptiformes; Pyroglyphidae. Gene Ontology annotation, molecular function: RNA polymerase II cis-regulatory region sequence-specific DNA binding; zinc ion binding; nuclear receptor activity. Gene Ontology annotation, biological process: negative regulation of transcription by RNA polymerase II; positive regulation of transcription by RNA polymerase II; cell differentiation.